UUCCAUAAAUGGAUCCAUUUAUGGAAACAAAUGAUACAAUGUUUCAACCGCUGUAUGGAAGGACAGUCCCAGAACUGUCAGAAAUAGUUAUUUCUGACAGUUCUAUGACAUUCCUCCCUCCAUACAGCGGUUGAAACCGCUGUAUGGAGUGAAUGUCCCAGAACUGUCAGAAAUAGACUAUUUAUGACAGUUCUGGGACAUUCACUCCAUACAGCGGUUUCAACCGCUACUUAUUUCAUGACAGUUCUGGGACAUUCACUCUUCUCCUUCUUCUCAACCUUCUCCUUCU
Staurois parvus is the source of this 289-nucleotide messenger RNA. Lineage: Eukaryota; Metazoa; Chordata; Amphibia; Anura; Ranidae. The record is from the annotation of a GenBank genome assembly.